Messenger RNA from Bombyx mori (domestic silkworm), 4372 nucleotides. RefSeq lists its product as uncharacterized. Bases 2063 to 4372 code for a protein of 769 amino acids. The record is from RefSeq and is a predicted model, not a curated record. The transcript has 3 exons. NCBI's taxonomy places the organism in Eukaryota, Metazoa, Arthropoda, Insecta, Lepidoptera, Bombycidae.
AAGUUAUACUUCUUUAGGCGCGUUAUGAAAAAUUGAUGAGAGUGAAAUUUUAUUAUGCGCGCGCACCGUGACACAAUAUUAACAGAAAUGAAGUUGCCCGCUAAAUCGCUCAUUACAAUACGACCGACGUAACUUGGCGAGUCUGAAUAUAGCCGCAGGUGAACUUUAGCGCAUGUACACUCGUAAAAAAAGUGUUAUUAGCAUUCAUUUUUUAGUAAUAUAAAUGACAAAAGUAUUAUUAUCAUACUAAAUAUUAUUAAAUUAUUAACGUUAAAUAUUUAUUAUUAAUUAUUCAUCUUUAAAAAAAAAUUAAUAAAAAUAAAGUAUAGCUUCUUACGCGCGUACAUAAGUACACGCACCCUUUUCUUUUUAAUUAAUUUCGAGCCCGGGACACCAGGCUAAGUGGCCCCUUGCUGUGUUGUGCUGUACAGUUAGUGUGUGCCCACAGUGCGUGUGUUUUCAUCUAGCGGUGCUGCUUCGGGUUGGAGACAUUCCGAACAGCGUAACGCAGGACCCGGGAACAGGUGAGUUGAUUGACACUAUUCUAUUCUUAACAUUGGUUAAUAGCGGGUAGGUGUCGAUCAGCCUGUGAAAGCUGCGAAGCCGUUUUAUUUGGUAAUAAAACUGGUUUUCGUGAGCGCCAUCGAGUCUGGCCGCCCGUGUCUGUUCCCAGUCCUCCCCUACCCUUUGGGGUUAGGAGGGGCUGUUACCAACACCCGAAGGCCAAUCCUUCACAGGUCUGCGGCGUCGGAGCCAUCACAGGUAGGUCUAAAGUUAAGUUUAAGUUUAAGUUUAGUGUAGAUUGUAUAUAAUUGAUUCCCUUUAUAAUUCACAUUACUAGUAUUAAUUCAGUUCAUAUUUUUCUUAUUCAUAAUUGUCAAUAUUUAAGUAGUUAAGUUUUUAAUUAAUCAUUCAAGUAGUAUUGCUAGUGCCGUCUCGCUCUAAGCGAAUAACAACGAGUCUCAAUUAUAUACAAACCGCACAUUCAAUUUGCAUCUUUUUUCAAUUCUACCCUCUUAUACAUUAAUAUUUUUCCAUACAUUAAUAAUUUUUCCAUCCAUCUAAAUACGUAAUUUCAUACCGUAAUUCAAUAUUGGCAUACCGAUCGACAAUAUUAAGCUGCCCCUGUCGAUGUUCAUCACAUUAGGCACGGUUGUUGGUUGCGGUUUUCGGUCGAUCUGUCCUGUUAAGUAGUAUUUAUUCUGUGUCAAUUAAUUAAAACUUCCUUAUUUAUUGUUUUCUAAUAUUCCACUAUAUUAUUUUAAGAACUUAGCGGUUUUCGGUGUAGUGCUGAGUGGGAAGGGGAGUUCGACCCCUACGGUUGUGGAUCGCUCGGCCGUUGAACCCUGGGCUUCCUGAUCCAGAACCUGUGUUUCUGGACCCUCAAAUCCGGGGCAAUCCGGCCCUGCGAUCUUCUGGCCGGGGUUCGUCCUCCGGGACCCGUCUUGGGUGCACCCUUACCGCUACCAUAGAUUAGAUUAGUAAUAUCGAAGUUAUUUCCUCUCUCUAUAGUUAUCACUAUCAUUUGUACUAUUAUUUUAUUAGAUAUCAACAUAAUUUUUUUCUCAUUUAACUUAACUUUUUAAUGAAUUAUUAAUUAGUAUUAGUGAUAGGUGCUGAUGGCUGCAACCGCCUCCGUAUUGUAGUUUUGUAGUUUUGUAGCUUUGUUGUGUUGUAAUAUUGUUCGUAUAUUGUCCUUCGUUAGUCUAUAUAAGCAUAAAAUUUUAGUUAUUAACUGUAUAUUAAUUCCUAAUUCGUUUUUCUAUUUUUUAUUUUUACUACCCACUAGUUUUGUAAUUUUGAUUAAUUGAUUUUCUUUCUUUAUUUAUUAAUUGAAUUUAAAUCGAACUUAGUUGAUUCUUUUUCUUUUUGUAAAUCACAGACAUUAGACAUUAAUAGUAAUACAGACCUUGUUUAAAUUUCACCCCUUCCUUUCAUUAUUUACUUUAUUUAAUAACUGGCAGUGACUGAUAGGGUCAGCAAUAAUUAGCUGUAAAUUAGUAAAGACUUCAUAGUGAGGGUGCUCCUGAUGUCCGCGUGACCGACUUAGGAUAGCCAUAUCAUGUCUGAUGGGGCUUCUCCCCCCAUCGUCAGCACACCCGGCCCGUCCCGGAAGGGACGUCAAGCAAUGGACGAACUAUACGUCCGUCGCCCAAUCCCACGAGCCCGACCGGUCCCGAUGGACCCCGGCAAGGACGAUUCGGCCGGUCCUUCGGUCCCGGCCCGGGUCUCCCAGGGGAUCGGACCGGGGGAAGGUUUCCUUCCCUUGUCGACCGAUUACCCUGGGACUCCUCGGCCGAGAAAGAAGGCCAGGUCUGAGUCCGACCGAGGUUCAUCGGAGGACCAAGACAAACGACCGCGACUAGGUCCCUCCUCUAAAUCGGAAGGAGAGGAUAGCGAGGCCACGUCCUCCUCCCCCUCCUCCUCCCAAUCUUCCACUCCAGACUCAUCUCGAUCCUCAUCCCCUACUGGGAGUCCCAUCCCAGCAGUCAAACCUGUUCCCAAACCGAGGGCCCCCGUCAGGACAGGGGUAGCCCCACGCCUACUUAGAUCCCCUCCCCGAUCCCCCUCCCCUACCAUUUCCCCUAUCCCGGUGGAUUCGACUCGAGGUGCCCCCGCCCUAAGCGGCACGGCGGGCAAUCUGGACUCUACCAGAUAUAUGGACCUCGAGUCCACCAAAGCCCAACAACCCAUCCCCUCUACGUCCUACGCGACCAUAGCCGCAUCUCAACCCCCAGUGGGCACACGCCCCAAGCCUACCCAACCGCAAGUUCCCCUACCCCCGAGGCCGAGGGGUCGGGCCCAGGAGGAGCUCCGCCGUCAUCCACCUAUCAUGGUGGAAGCUCUCCCGAACUGGUCUCGCCAUAUGGCGGCCAUUAGGGAGCGCCUCGGUAGGGCUCCUUCUGCCAGACCCCACGGCGCCGGUUUCCGCUUCCUGCCGUCAUCGGCGGAGGAGUACAGGGUGAUCCAGGACUAUCUUUCAAGGGCCUCCGCUGCAGACAAAACCAUCAAAUGGUUUUGUUACGCGCUGUCGGAGGAAAUACCCUCGAAGGUGGCUGUCCGGGGUCUCCCUGCUGACACCGAUGCGGCGGAAGUAACGAACGCCCUCAAGGAGCUGGGCUUUCCUGCCCGAUAUGCCCGGUGCAUCCAGGCCAAGAGGGGGAGACAGGGCUGCGUAUUUUUCGUGGCUCUGGACCACCUCUCCAAGGGUGACCUCGCCCGGCUGUAUACAGUUAACGAACUGUUAUACUUGCCGGGGGUGACGGUCGAGGGAUGGCGUCCAACCCGGGGACCUGCGCAGUGUCACCGCUGCCAGGCCUUCGGGCACGCGUCCACGAACUGUCACCGUGCGGUCCGCUGCGUUCGAUGUGCCGGCGAGCACAUUGUGGCGGACUGCCCGAGGCCAAGGGAUGGCCCAUUAUCCUGCGCUAAUUGCGGGAAGGACCACGCCGCCACUGAUCGGCGGUGUGUGGUCUACCGCAAGAGGGCCAGGAUGAUGGGAGUAACCAUCCCCCCUCCUGUUCCACCGGUGCCACGGCCCAGGAAUGUCCCAGCACCAACUGCUCCUGUCGUGCCUGUACCUGUACCCAUCCUCAAGGGGAAGGGGAAGGGGAAAGGGAAAUCUUCCCAAACCCCAGCCCCUCCCCCUCCUAGUACCUUCCCGUCUGUCUCGGUAGUGGAGGCAGCACCGUCAGCGUCCACGCUGAUGGCGCAGGCCAACCCGCCGCGACAGACUAAAAAGCCCACUCCUACUCCUCGUGGCCGAGCCCAAAUUGAAGCUGUCAAUACAGCCCACGUCACUCGCCAGACAGCAGGCCCAGCCACUAAGACGUCAAAAAAUAAAAAUAAAAAUAAAAAAAAGAAAGAGAAGAAAAAGCUCAAAAAGAAAUUGGCGAGAGAGCUCAGUGUCGCCAAUAUGGAAGUCGACCAACAACCUCAGGAGGCCAUAGAGGCCAACGUAACCGAAGACACCAUCCCUCCACAAUUGGAGGGUCAAACCAUGCCUCAAGCCCAACCCGAGACGUUGGGCAAUACUCUGCCCCCUCUUCCUCCCCGCCCUCAGCGCAAAACAAACAAAGUAAGCACCUUUAUGUUUAUAAAAGCUCGCGAAGAGCGCUCCCGUUCAUGCCAAUCUCCGAGCCGGCAACUUGUUGCCGCCGUGAACUUUUUAAAGGAAAGAGAGCGGCGUAUCGGUAGUCUCUGUCAGGGGAGGAGCAAACGUGCGCGGGGAGCGUGCUGGUCGCCAAACUUGUUUCAUGUCGACGCUCACUCGCACACUCAGUCGCAUCUUGUACGUCUUCCGGAGUGGAGUGUGUCGUGCGUAGCCCGCUCCACUCGAGCCGUUAUGUGUCGUACUCCGAAACAAGUUUGA